AGAAACCUGCUGUGCGAAUGAGUGAGUGAUCCCAUCUUCACGUCUUUAGCUGAUGUAGGACACAAUGGGUGUGUGUCCCCUGCUCCUGCUGCUCAGUCUCGCCCUGGGGGCCUCAGGCCAGGAUCAUGUCCCUGCCACAACUGCUCCAAAUAUCUCGGGAAAAUGGGCAGAAGUCCCCACCGCACACGUUAAGAUCAAGCAAGCCGCCACAGGGCCACCGACAGCACUGACCCUCGGAGUCAUCCCAGUGACGACAACACCGCCACCGACGACGACAACAAUGGCGAGCCCAGCUGUUGCCGAGGAUGUCCAAGUGGUGGAUUCUAACACCACCGUCUGGUUGGCACCCAUCCCUCUGUCCCCGUCCCAAACUCCAGCCGAUGGCUUCCAGCCCACGCAAAGCCCGGAGGCCUCCUCUCCUACCACGUCUGUGGAUAGUGAGAACAGCACCACAGCAGACACGCCUACUCCCGAUACGUCCAUUGAAGACGAGGGCUUUACCACUACAGACAUGGAUUCCUCCUCAGAUGCCAGCCCACAUGACAACAGCUCUUCUGACGACAUGCCAAUCAUCGCAGUGAUGGUGGCGCUCUCCUCCCUGCUGAUCAUCAUCUUCAUCAUCAUCAUCCUCUACAUGCUCAGGUUCAAGAAGUACAAGCAGGCAGGAAGCCACUCCAACUCAUUCAGACUGGCCAAUGGUAGAUCAGAUGAUACAGAACUCCAGAGUGUGCCGCUAUUGGCCCGUUCGCCCAGCACAAACAGGAAGUACCCGCCCCUUCCUGUCGACAAGCUGGAGGAAGAAAUGAAUCGUCGCAUGGCUGAUGACAACAAACUAUUCAGGGAGGAGUUUAAUGCUCUGCCAGUCUGUCCCAUCCAGGCGACAGUUGAUGCUGCCUCCAAGGAAGAGAACAAAGAAAAGAACAGAUACGUCAACAUCCUGCCAUACGAUCACUCCAGGGUGCAUCUCUCGUCUCUGGAAGGCGUCCCCGACUCUGACUUUAUCAACGCCUCCUUUAUAAACGGUUACCAGGAGAAGAACAAGUUUAUUGCAGCUCAAGGGCCAAAGGAGGAAACGGUAAAUGACUACUGGCGGAUGAUCUGGGAGCAGAACACAGCCACCAUAGUCAUGGUGACCAAUCUGAAGGAGAGGAAAGAGUGCAAAUGUGCACAGUACUGGCCGGACCAGGGCUGUUGGACAUAUGGAAACAUCCGGGUGUCUGUAGAAGACGCCAUGGUUCUUGUGGAUUACACCAUCCGCAAGUUUUGCAUCCAACAGGUUGGGGAUGUGUCGGGCAAAAAGCCUCAAAGGCUGGUCACUCAGUUCCACUUCACCAGCUGGCCAGACUUUGGUGUUCCCUUCACCCCCAUCGGCAUGUUGAAGUUCCUCAAGAAAGUGAAAACGUACAACCCUCAAUACGCCGGGCCCAUUGUGGUCCACUGCAGUGCGGGCGUAGGGAGGACGGGUACCUUCAUCGUGAUCGACGCCAUGUUAGACAUGAUGAAUUCCGAGAGGAAAGUGGACGUGUUCGGCUUUGUCACCAGGAUUAGAGCCCAGCGCUGUCAGAUGGUCCAAACUGAUAUGCAGUACGUGUUCAUCUUCCAGGCCUUGUUGGAGCACUAUCUUUACGGAGACACAGAGCUGGAGGUGACCUCACUGGAGUCUCACCUGGCCAAACUCUAUGCCCCUGCACCUGGAGCCGGCUGCAGUGGUCUGGAGGCCGAAUUCAAGAAACUGACGUCCAUCAAGAUCCAGAAUGACAAGAUGAGGACAGGCAAUCUGCCAGCCAACAUGAAGAAGAACAGAGUUCUGCAGAUCAUUCCAUACGAGUUCAACAGAGUGAUCAUCCCAGUGAAAAGAGGAGAAGAGAACACGGACUACGUCAAUGCUUCUUUCAUUGACGGUUACCGUCAGAAGGACUCUUACAUGGCCAGCCAGGGCCCCCUGCAGCACACCAUGGAGGACUUCUGGAGGAUGAUCUGGGAGUGGAGAAGCUGCUCCAUAGUGAUGCUCACUGAGCUGGAGGAGAGGGGCCAGGAAAAGUGUGCUCAGUACUGGCCCAGUGAUGGAGUGCUGGUGUACGGGGACAUCUCCAUGGAACUGAAAAGGGAGGAGGAGAGUGAGAGCUACACAGUGCGGGACCUCCUGGUCACCAACAACAGGGAGAACAAGGCUCGAGCGGUGCGUCAGUUUCAUUUCCACGGCUGGCCGGAGGUGGGCAUCCCCGCUGACGGUAAAGGCAUGAUCAAUAUCAUCGCUGCAGUGCAGAAGCAGCAGCAGCAGUCUGGCAACCAUCCAAUCACAGUCCAUUGCAGUGCCGGGGCAGGCAGGACCGGAACAUUCUGUGCAUUGAGUACAGUCCUGGAGAGGGUGAAGGCAGAAGGCAUCCUGGAUGUUUUUCAGACAGUCAAGAGUCUGAGGUUGCAGAGACCCCACAUGGUGCAGACACUGGAACAGUACGAGUUCUGCUACAAAGUGGUUCAGGAGUACAUCGAUGCCUUUUCCGACUACGCCAAUUUCAAGUAGAGACCCAGCGUCACACUAACACCACACACACACAACCACACACACACACACACACAACCACACACACACACACACACACACACACACACACACACAACCACACAUGGACCAGCUGCAGACCUUUGUUCUUUUUCUAAAAGUACUUUUAUGGCAACUUGGUCUUUGGACGGGACAAAAGUGACGCCAGGAACAGGCAUGGAGGACGGACCAGAAGGAGAAAUCUUCUUGAGUAUUUUGUAAGAAAGGUCUUGUUGAUGCUGACAUGUAUACAGUACACAUGCAUCUUAUUACUUUAGUAUCAUUGAUGCUGACAUGUAUACAGUACACAUGCAUCUUAUUACUUUAGUAUCAUUGAUGCUGACAUGUAUACAGUACACAUGCAUCUUAUUACUUUAGUAUCAUUGAUGCUGACAUGUAUACAGUACACAUACUUACUGUCUUGCAUCUUAUUACUUUAGUAUCACACACAGUUUUCAGUUUGGCUGCGUUUCUGGGCGGCCCCUGUAAAGUAUUUUAUUUCUAUAUAUAUAUAUAUAUAUAUAUAUAUAUAAAAUCUAUAUGAAUAUAAAACAAAUGCUUCGGAGGCUUACGUAAAAUAUUGUUAUUUUCACUUUUUAAGGACAGAGUUGAACAUCUUUUGGCUGAGCCGCAGUGUAGCAACGUGAGCAGUGGUGAAGGUCACACUCACACAUCAACUUAUUGAUAUAUUUCAAGCCACCGAAUGUACACAUGGCCAACAGCAGGGGGCAGCAUUGGUCUGCCUUUAGACACCGCCUACACAUACUGGAGAGCAAGAAAGUGUGCUCCAUUCACAUGGAAAUGAAUAGAAAUACUUUUUACCCACAAGACACCAGGGUGUCCAAACUAUUGCCCGCCGGCGUCUUUAGUUUGACCCGCGACACGUCCCGACUUCAGUAAGGAUUCUGCCCUGUGGGGAGCCCACAACUUCAUAUUUUAAAGAGCUGACAGUCUUAAUUGCUGCUAUUCUACCGCCACCUUGUGGACAGUGUGAGUACAUCAAGUCAAUGACCAUGAAUGUACCUAUAUGACCCAAUCCAAGAAACCUUUGCCACUCGAUGCGCAAACUGCAACCAAACACAGGAAGUCAACACACACAACAACCUGCUCACACAAUCUUUGUGGAUAUUAUAGAAAAACUUUACAAACACUGUACAUAGUUUGAAAAUACUCAUUUAAUGUCUCGACAAUAAAUGAUAGGAAAAAUGCAUAUAUAUAUAUAUAUAUAUGUAUGUAUAUAUUUAUGUAUAUGUAUAUAUAUAUAUAUAUAUAUAUAUACAUAUAUAUAUAUGUAUGUAUAUGUGUAUGUAUGCAUAUAUAUGUAUAUAUGUGUAUAUAUAUAUACACACGUGUGUGUGUGUGUGUGUGUGUGUGUGUGUGUGUGUGUGUGUGUGUGUGUGUGUGUGUGUGUGUGUGUGUGUGUGUGUGUGUGUGUGUGUGUGUGUGUGUGUGUGUGUGUGUGUGUGUGUGUGUGUGUGUGUGUGUGUAAUGUUACCUUACAUGCAGUCAGCUUUCAGCCCCCGGCCAAAUUUGUAUAGUUCCAUGUGGCCUCCAAGUCAAAAAGUUAGGGCACCCCUGAUCUAUAUGGACAAAAGUAUUUGUGUUUCUACUACUAAUUGAGAGCCAAUCAAACAAUUGGGUUGAACUUCAAAUGACCUCUGACCUCACGAAUGUUAUUUUGAAUCAAUGGACAAAAACAGAAAGGAAAUAAAGACGUUUGUUAGGAUGUCCCAAUACUUUUGUCCGUAUUGUGUUGGCUAUUAAAGAACCAAAAACACGCACAAGUCAGUAUUUCCUCUAAUAUUCUCUCCCAUGUUCCCACCAUCAACACUGAUGUGGAACAUUGUUACUCAUCAUGUUCCCACCAUCAACACUGAUGUGGAACAUUGUUACUCAUCAUGUUCCCACCAUCAACACUGAUGUGGAACAUUGUUACUCAUCAUGUUCCCACCAUCAACACUGAUGUGGAACAUUGUCACUCAUCAUGUUCCCACCAUCAACACUGAUGUGGAACAUUGUCACUCAUCAUGUUCCCACCAUCAACACUGAUGUAGAACAUUGUCACUCAUCAUGUUCCCACCAUCAACACUGAUGUGGAACAUUGUCACUCAUCAUGUUCCCACCAUCAACACUGAUGUGGAACAUUGUCACUCAUCAUGUUCCCACCAUCAACACUGAUGUGGAACAUUGUCACUCAUCAUGUUCCCACCAUCAACACUGAUGUAGAACAUUGUCACUCAUCAUGUUCCCACCAUCAACACUGAUGUGGAACAUUGUCACUCAUCAUGUUCCCACCAUCAACACUGAUGUGGAACAUUGUCACUCAUCAUGUUCCCACCAUCAACACUGAUGUGGAACAUUGUCACUCAUCAUGUUCCCACCAUCAACACUGAUGUGGAACAUUGUCACUCAUCAUGUUCCCACCAUCAACACUGCUGUGGAACAUUGUCACUCAUCAUGUUCCCGCCAUCAACACUGAUGUGGAACAUUGUCACUCUAUGAUAGAAUGAUGUUCCCAUCAUGAACACUGGUGUGGAACAUUGUCCAUUUUUAUUCAAAUGCUGUUUCUAACAAAAAUUGGUAAUGGCCUUUUCUUUUACUUUUGUGUGCCAUGCAGUGUUUACUCUUUUUUUCUUUUUUAAUUGCUGUUUACUUUGAGGAAUACCGUAUUUCCCCCACUAUAAGUAUAUAAGCUGCACCAGUAUAUAAGCCGCACCCACCAAAUUUUAUAAGCAAAAAAAUAUAUUUUUCAUUGAUUACCUGCAGCGGACUAUAAGUAUAUACGUGUACUUAGUGAGUAAAUGUGGAUUUCCAUACUUUGUUUCCAAACGGUGCCUGUCAGUCGUGUCCAAUACCACUGAUUUUAUUUCCAAUCCGAUCGUGUAAAGUUCAGGCUGGUAUCGAUCCGAUACUGAUACUUGGUUCAAUAUACCCAGUGUGUCUGGUCAAAAAUGUCAAAGUAUUCAAAGUUGUGCUGCCUUGUCUUCAAACGAUAUCAACUCAAAACAAAUUAUGGCAUUUUUCUGUAUACAGCGGCCAUUUUGAUAUUUUGUAAAUAAUCCCUAAAACAGAUAUGUAUCACAUAAAAACAGACUAUAUUUAUAUUUAAAGACAAAACGUGGUGUCAGCUUUGUGUGACAAAGUGUACUAUUAUUAGUAGGGAUGAUGUUUGAUAAGAAAUUAUCGAGUUCGAGCCCAUUAUCGAAUCCUCUUAUCGAAUCGAUUCCUUAUCGAUUCCAGAUAGGUUGUUGUAUAUGGAAAAAAACACAAUAUUUGGUUUAACAAAAGCUCACUUUUAUUUAAUAAGAAAAAAAUAAAAUACAAUAAAUAAAUAUUGACUGUUACCCCCCUAAAAAAAAAAUACUGACUGUUGUUACCCAAAGUAUAUUAAGUGGGAUUUUUCAGAAAAACAAAUAUAUACAGUAACACAAAAACAAGCUGUCCCUGUGAUCACUAUAGGUGUAUAAAUAAUAAUAUAGUGUUAAAUAAAAUCAGUCCCUUGGGCACAAAACUGAAAAUAAUACAGCUCUCCAAAAAGUGCACUUCUGCUGCUAUUGGAACAUACUAACUACACACACAGGCAGACAGCUAACAAACAAUCCAAGACGUCUAAUAAAGUUCCAAAGCAGAUUAAUCUAUUUAGGCUCUUUAUUGUUGUUGAUCUUGCUUUGUCUUUUCCUAUCUUUACUUUUGUCUUGCACUGGACUGUUGUUGUUUUUUUAACUGAAAUACACACAAUGACAAAUGUAUAAGCUAUGUGAUUCAAUGAACAUACUGAAAUGUAAUACACGAUAUGUAAAUAUUAGCUUCACACAAAUAUACAGUACUAUCAUCAAACAAAUACUUCUUAGUGUUGAAACUAUUUUGAUGGUGGAAAUACACGACUGGCGGCCAUUUGAAGUCCUCAAAACAUCCAUUGAAACAGUGCACAACAAUUGUUUUUCAAUAAACAUCUUAGUAUCAAACUUAACCACUUUCCACCUUAAUAUUGAGUUACAUAAACAAGUUAAACAGUUUACUUACACACUUAUCUUUUCCAAGGCUUGUAAGAGCUAACACAACUUGUCUACUUCUCAAUUGUCUCAACCCGGAAGUGCCCAAACUAAUGACGCGUAGUAUUUUCAUAUCGCCACAAGGUGUCAGUAAGAGUCUACAAUCAAAUGGGCAUAACAUUGCAGGUCCCACAGGGCAUUUCCUGUACGUGGGAAGGGAUUCGUUCACAGGGAUUUGAAUAAAGAACCAACUCUUUUUCUCUACUGUAGUGGCCUCGAUAACGGGAACCGGUUCUCAAAAAGGGAUUCGAGUCCAUGGAAUCGGUUCUUUUCUUAUCGAACAACCGGGAGAACAUCAUCCCUAAUUAUUAUUUAUUACAGCUUUAUUGACAAAGUGUAGUAUUAUUAGUUAUUAGAGGGGUGUGUGACAAAGUGUAGUAUUAUUAGUUAUUAGAGGGGUGUGUGACAAAGUGUAGUAUUAUUAGUUAUUACAGCUUUGUUGACAAAGUGUAGUAUUAUUAGUUAUUAGAGGGGUGUGUGACAAAGUGUAGUAUUAUUAGUUAUUAGAGGGGUGUGUGACAAAGUGUAGUAUUAUUAGUUAUUAGAGGGGUGUGUGACAAAGUGUACUAUUAUUAGUUAUUAGAGGGGUGUGUGACAAAGUGUAGUAUUAUUAGUUAUUAGAGGGGUGUGUGACAAAGUGUAGUAUUAUUAGUUAUUAGAGGGGUGUGUGACAAAGUGUAGUAUUAUUAGUUAUUACAGCUUUGUUGACAAAGUGUAGUAUUAUUAGUUAUUAGAGGGGUGU
Molecule: messenger RNA, 7336 nt
Organism: Entelurus aequoreus (snake pipefish)
Lineage: Eukaryota; Metazoa; Chordata; Actinopteri; Syngnathiformes; Syngnathidae
Gene: ptpra
Product: protein tyrosine phosphatase receptor type A
Exons: 21
Coding region: 65-2524 (819 amino acids)
Biological process (GO): protein dephosphorylation
Molecular function (GO): protein tyrosine phosphatase activity
Source: RefSeq, a predicted model, not a curated record